Molecule: messenger RNA, 2752 nt
Organism: Limulus polyphemus (Atlantic horseshoe crab)
Lineage: Eukaryota; Metazoa; Arthropoda; Merostomata; Xiphosura; Limulidae
Exons: 3
Coding region: 98-460 (120 amino acids)
Source: RefSeq, a predicted model, not a curated record
UGAAACUCGAGUUAGUGGGUCAGAUUCGCUGAGAAAUAGUUGGGUUUAAUUUUCCUAUAGAAAACAGUGGAUUUUUCGUUUAUAUUUCUGAACAGCCAUGAGCCUGAUGAUGUAUAUAUUUUUGGGGAUUGUGGCACUUCUGUUUGUUGCAGCUAUGAUCGUAUGUGUUCUAGCCAGUUUCACAACACCCACUGUUCCUGUCGAUCCUGAAGAAGUUGAUGCGCAAAUAAUUCGUUUCUUGGACAGGGUAGUAAAUACGCCAGCCAAACCAACUGUCUGCCCAGAAGAAACUACCACAAUAGCGGAGCCAUCAGAAAAACCGGAUGUCCCAUUGUUGAAAACAGAAGCAAACGUCAAUACUCGUAACGCUUCCCAUAAAGGUUACGAACAAACAUUCCAUGAAAUGGCAAUUCGAGUGGUUCCUGGUAGAGAGCAGCGCUAUCGCCACGUGGUAUUCUAAUAUUUAGUGCCUCAUUGUGCCUUCGGCAAUGCACUGCAGCAAAUGACGGUUUUUAGUGGCGAAAAGAUUUGACGCAUGUGUUGAGCUGUGUGUUUCGUCAUGAUUGGUACACGAUACGUACUACCGGUACACUAAAUGUGUAUUUAUUAUAUUCUUCACAAACAUACAUGUAUUUCCCGGAGUCAAAAGGUGCAGAUUUAUAUCAUUACCUAAAAAAAAGAAAGAAAAAAAAAAAGAUUGAUUUAUAUUGCUUUUCACGUAUUCUCCUGUUGAAUGUUAUAUUUUUGUGUAAUCAACCAUGAUAUUUUAUUACAGUACGCAUGCCUAUUCGUUGGUUACUUUAGUCAUGAACUUUUAUUUCAGAAAUACACACAUCUGAUAAAAAGUAUAGGUAAUUAACAUGCAAAUAGUACAGUACACAAAUGAAACUAACAUAAGUGGCAUUAGUUUGGAAGUGUCAUGAUAGGUACAAUAAGAGCACAAACCAAAACUGAAAACUAUUUAUUAUUAAUAAAAGACUUGAUGCUCUGAGUCUAGCCCCUCCCUCGCCAUACCAGUUUAUGUUUACAAAGCUCUCUUGUGUUGACUGUGACAUCAUGCUAUGAAUCUCCAAAUGUGAACACGUAGCAAAACAGAGCAACCAAGCUUUAGAUGACGUCACAUUAGGAAAUGCGGCUCACUCUGCUACAUUAAGAAUGUGCUGCCCUCUCUUAGUUAUUCAAGUAAUUAGCUUUCAGGUCCAAUUUUAUUUUGACAUUCCGUCCGUCACAGUGUAUUCGUCUCGAAUGCUUUGCCCCCCCCCCCAAAAAAAACUUUUAAGCUAACUAACAUAAAAAAACAACGACAAAACAACAGAUAAUCUAAAUAUGCGUUCGUUUUCACCUUGCGCUAUCACAUGAAGCAUAAUCUAGAACGCUAGAUGCGACAUAACCUGCUCAAGGUACCUCAGCAUAGCUGCCAUGUUGACGCGGUCAAGCUUCUUCGGCAAAACCGUUUAUAAUAAAUUAGAACAGCUGGAUGUCAAUUCUAAAAAUCACAACAUUUGUUCGGUAUUCAACUGUAAUUUUAAGCGCAACGAGUACAUCAAGAAACGGGGAAUCGCAUUUCGUUAAUGAACUUUUUAUAUCUAUUAGUGAGUGUUUUUUAUGUUACUUUUGUAGCAAAGGUGAUGCUACAGUGAAAAAGUGAAAACGUAUACUACAUUAUUCAAACUUUCCUUUGAAAAAAGGGACAGUAUUCGUCGCCAGAACAUACUUUACUAAUUACAGAAGUAAUUUGUAACGUUAGGCCUAAGUUUAUGGAGAGAUUAUAGCUUUAGUAUAAGCCUUGAAAAACCCUAUGAAAUCCGAUACAUACGACCAAUACAAAAAGUUUUUGACCUUGUAAAACAGCAUUUGUUAACAAAAAUUAUUAAUACAAUAAUCUGUAAUUAUAAUGUGCGUGCUUUUGUGAUAUUUCCAGAGUUACGUAAGAUGGCACAAUGUUUUCGAGUCCUGUUGUAUAAAUUUUAAUUUAACUCCAACUUUACCAAAAGACCUUGCAUUUUAUUUCUUUUAAAAACACGACAAUACAUAACUUAAUGGCUUACAGUGGCUCUUAUGCACUAACAGAUAUACAUAUACGUGUAUAAAUAAUGUAUGUUGACAGAAAUUGACUUUCAUUUCUUGAUCAGGUACUUCCAAGUGCAUGAAGCCCCAGUAGCUGAAUGGUAGGCACUGUCUACCUCUCCCUCUGUAUCUAACCUAGUAAAACAAAUUUACUUUAUGUAUUUUAGUCAAAGGCCUUAUAUAGGAAUAUUUAGUAUAUAUUGAAGGGGUAGGGAUGGUAGACAAUUAGUAUAUUUUUUAGCAUAUGAACUAUAAUUAGAAGCAAUAAUAAUAUACUGGAUUCUUUCACAUACAUCUGAAAUAUGGACAUGGUGUGAUGCCGCACUUUUCUCAGUUAUAAACCAGGUGUAAUCCGUCGUUUUGUAAUUUGUAGGUCUUGAUCUAGAUUGGAAAUAAUACCCAGUUUAAAACGCUUAAAAUAAUCGAAAUAAAUGAAAACAGCUUGAUUCAUAGCCGUACGUUUUUAUUUUCAACCCAAAUAGAACGAUUUGUGGUACAAUCAAUAUUGCUAGCAAGUAAAUAUUUUAAAUGUUAGGCUCCAGAAAUCAUGAACUUUCCAUUUGGUUUCCUUUGGUAAGCUGAAGUUGACUACUCCAAUAUGGUGUAUAUGUAUAUUAUUAUGAUCCUCUUUGUGAAGCAUUGUAUGUACGUUUUUUUUUGUAAUAAAGCACCAUUGUAAAUCUUU